Molecule: messenger RNA, 4062 nt
Organism: Procambarus clarkii (red swamp crayfish)
Lineage: Eukaryota; Metazoa; Arthropoda; Malacostraca; Decapoda; Cambaridae
Product: gametogenetin-binding protein 2
Cellular component (GO): nucleus; cytoplasm
Source: RefSeq, a predicted model, not a curated record
GUGCGCAUGCGCUGGGCCGGUCCACGUCUCGUCCGAUUAACAUCCUCAGUUGAAAUACCUCUUGAAAAUGCUGUCGUACAUAUAGAAAUCCAUAGCAAGCCUUUAAAAGAACAGUAUUUGACCUUGAGUAGUGUUAGCUAAAGCUAUUAGUCAUUUUACCAAGAAUCCACCGUCAAUUAUAUUUUUUAUUUUUGUCAUAUCAGCAAUGGAAUCGGACAGUUGCCAUCAACGAAACCAAUGUGAAGUAGCGACUGAGAGACACCCGACCACAAUUUUUGUGAGAAUUGCUCAUUCGUGAAUCUCGGAGGGGACAUGUUGGGCCAUUAACAAGCCGGAAGGAACGUGGAGAAGGACGUGAUAUAAGCUGCGUUGCCAAAGAUCCGUGAGAGAGUGCUGAGAAUGGCCAAGUUGGUUGGUGUUUACGAGGACGAGGCGGGUGUCAGGCUCGGCAGGAGGCAACUUCCCCUCUCCGUCUAUGAUAGCAAAAUAAUGACAAUGCAACUGGGGGAAUCGUGUGAUGGCUGUGAUGUUACCGGUAGCACUACAAAGCGGCGAUGUGACGAAUCCUUUACUAGACAGUAUAAUGCCCUGAGCAAGGAUGAAGUCGUGGCUGCACUGAUGGUUCCCUCUAAAGUGUUGUUCACGAGACUCGCUCAGACAGUAGCAUGUGUUGGCUGUCGGAGAAGUGUGGAGCGGCUCUUUAACCAGCUGAAGGACUCGGGUCACCCUGCGCUGGAGCCACUAGUAAUCACUAGCAAUGGGUUUCUCACUGUUCUUCGCAAGUAUGCCCUUCAAGCGAGAUCAUUAGGGGCCUUAUUUAGUGAUCAUGGGUUAGCUCUAAGUGUAGUGUUAGAUAACAUCCCAAAAUUGAAGAAGUCUGGACGGUGUGUACUUCAUUCCAUGGAGGGGGUGAGAUGCCGGCCUGGUGGACGUUCGUGGCGAGAUGUGUGGGAAGUGAUGGAUAGCACUUGCCGAGAUACUGUAACUCUUGUCUGUGCCGACCAUCUUUUGACCACGCUUGAUAACUACCUCCGUAAACAUCGAUUCUGUCAGGAGUGCAAGAACAAGGUUCAUAGAGCAUUUGAUAUCCUUGUGGGGCACAUUACCAUAGAUCUUGCUAAAGAAAAAGGAUACGUUGCCUCGCUGUAUGCUGGAAUUCGUCGAUGUGAAGCCAAGAGACACAUUCACGUGCCUGCUGAUACCGAUUAUAUUACUCAUAUCAUCACUAGAGCGGAGCCUGAACUUCAAGGCAGACGUGAAAGACAUGCUAAAACGUUAGAAAUAGCACAAGAGGAGGUAUUGACCUGCUUAGGACUGUUUUUGUAUGAGCGACUUCAGCGAAUCCAUACUCGAAUGCGUGAAGAGGAGCAGACAUGGGAUAUUCUCUUUCACGUGGCUUUGGACACUCUCAAAAGAAACUUUGAGCUGUACGUGGAAGACAAACAAGGCUAUUCAAAGUUUGAGAUGCUUUGUGAGGAACUCCAGAGACAAGAACUCAGAGAAAAGGCCAAAAAGGAAAAGAAAAAGAAGAAAAAGAAGAGCAAGAAAAAUGAGGAGGGGAAGGAGAACACUUGCCUUUGUGAGGAGGAUGAAGGAGGAUGCCGAGAGUGCGAACUCAACAUGUCAUCAUCGACAUGCUCAAGCCAACGUGCGACCCUCAUUAAUGCUACCAACAAACAGGUUGGCAGUGAAGCCUUCUGUCGAGGAGGUUCUCAUUUAGGGCCACCUAUAAGUAGCCCUCAUUUAGGUACUCUAGGAAAUGGUCAUAUACCUCCUGAUCAGACAGGAGUUAUUCCAAGGUGCAGAAGUGAGUGUGGAAGUAUGGAAGCUAGUGAUAUAGGUAGUGAACGCGGAAGCAGCGAGGAGAAGGAAAGCUGUGAUUCUAGCCCAGACCCUUAUCACCACCACCAUCACCACCACCACCACCAGCUCGACCACCAUCACAUCCAUCACCAUCACCAGCACCGAAACUCUCCACACCCACUAGAGUGCACAGCUUCAACGGACUCUCUUGUGUCUAGAUGCUCUCAGGGAUCACGAGAUGGGGGUUACUGUUCGGCCCACGGCUCUGGGGGCUCGUCACGGGAUUCCUCAGAAGUAGCAUGUGGCGAGGGUCUCUGUUCCCACCAUCAUGAUGAUCAUGUAGACGAAGGUCUCCAUCCUCACCACCACAGCCACUCUGAUGACCUUCCAGAUGAAGACCAAGUGGACCACAUGCAUCCUCCCCUGUCUCCGUUACUCCCGCGCCUUCAGCCAUUUACUCUGUCUCUACAGCAGAUGUUGGAUGACUCAAGGUGUGAAGAUGAAGAAAUUCCAGAGGCAGAAGUUCGUGCAUGGCGUGCACGGUUGGGAAUUGUGAAACAAAAACGAGCUGAGCUGCGUCAAACCCUGCGGCAGCGCUUUCAGCAGUUCUGUCACCGAGGUUGUGCAGUUGAAUCUGGCUCUUCAGUCACUGGGCAAGGUCAUCUUUGUCACCAUCUUGUGCAAUCUCCUCAUAGUGGCCUUCCUGUGCAGCAUGUUAAUGGUACCAAACCUCGUUAAAGUCAGUUGGAACUUGUCUAAGAAAAGGCUGAUUUUUAUUCGUAUUGUUGAAGUGGGUGUUAUUUUAAAUGAUGUGGAAAACUAAAUGGCUUUCAUGCAAAUUUAUGAAAUUGGUCAUUAGGUUUGUCUAAGGCUCAACAUCUUUGGUUAUGUGUUAAUAAAAGAAAUUGAUGCAAAAUCUGAGCGAAUAGAAGAAUCUAGUAAUGAUUAAAUAUUUAAUGUUGUGACAGUCAUAGUAUUGCAUAUUACGGCUUCAUCGCCAUUUGUGGUUAAAGACAACCAACCAAAGUUGCCAUAAACUUUAACUGAUUUUUUAACGAGUUGACAUCGGAAAUGUUCUUAAGAAAUCUGGAAUAGUUAAUGUGUUUAACAAAAUUCAGAGCAAAAGUAGUAAAAUACCGCAUCUCUUGAGUUGUUUUCUUUAGCAUUUUGUGCUAAACAGCAAAAUUGUCUUCAGUAAUCCCAUCAUUUAGAGUGGCUUUAUUUGCGAUCACGUUAGCAUUGGAACUGUCAAGCUGACAAAGGCAUUACACAAGUCACAAUAUUUCUACUGCAAGUGUCUUGGGGUUUAUUGUGAGAUGAACCACAGCACAUAAGAUUUGUUUGCUCUUGCUAGUUCAGGCCUACAUGGAGAUAUUUUCUAUUGUGAAAAAUUCAAUAUUACCUACAGUACGAGUGAGAUAAUUCAGCAUAAAGAUGAAUUAUCCUCAAACAUUCCUUCUCUAAUAUAGCGUAUGGCUAUAGAUACGUGCAUGGAAUUUUAGUGCAUUUUAUGGGGUUCAUUUGAGAGCUUUUUAUGGAAAUUUUUUCAGGAACUGUACUAGAUAAUGUAUUAAUUCAUGUGAUAAUUGAGAGACUAGAGGUGAAGGAAAUUAUGUUUAUUUGGUUAGACUGAGGUGAAGAGCAGCUAGACUGUUAUUUCCAUUUCUUCCAGUCUGUUAUAAUGGCAGUGCCGUUAUUAUGUAUGUAAAUGAUGAUGGCUGCACCUCAAUGUUCUGUGCAAGAUGGCCUUCUAAUUAUCCUCUGCACUAAAAUCCCUUUUUUAUGUCUUCUAUAUUUUCCUAUUGUUCUGUCAGUUUAUAUCAGAGAUAAGAUUUUGAGGUAUAGUACAUAAAAGUUUAUGUUCCCUCAAAAUGAGAGGCAAUAUGAAGCAAAACAUUCAGUAUGAUUUCUAAAAAAAAAAAUUGUGAUCAUGAGCUUUAAGAAUUUAAAGCUCAUUAUAUAUAUUAUAUCACUAAAUGCAUUAGAGUAACACUACCAGCUAUGGUUAUACAUAGCUGAUGAUUUAUCUGGUGUAGGACAGAAAAGAUGGAACAACAUUCCUGCCUUGUACUAAAUAAUGGUUUGAGAGCAAGGAGGUUAUCAAGAUACCAGAUACCCACCCGUUAUAAAUAUUCCAUACUUGGGAAUAAAAUAAACACAUGGCUGUGUUGAAGUAUGGGAUGUCAUAACAGACGUGAGAGGUUAGGUGUUGGGACAAAGAAAUAUGAAUAUAUAAAAUAGAUAUGCUGUUGUUAAAAA